AUGGUUUCCUUGCUAUGGUUUUCUGAAGCCGUCCUCACCGUUGGAAAUCGUUUACCGACAUCGUUUGGAGAUAAUUUUGACUCAUUUGGACUAAUUCUGAAUGCCCUAGCUAUUCAGUGUCUUCUUAGCGAAGAAGUUGUCGCCGAUGUGGCACCAAUCAAGAAAGAAAUCGGGGUCAAUGUUCAGAAAAACGCCAAUGACCUCAUAGACUCAUGGGUCCUAAAAGCGAGCAACGAGGAUGUGCACGAUUUAGGUGUCGAUAAGUUGUCGGAAUGGAAUCCGGCAACUGCACGUGGUUGUGCGAACAUGCUGUUCGCUCAUAUGAUGCUGAAUGUAUAUGAUGUACUCAUCGAACAUGAGUGGAGCAGGUUUCAUGAAAAUCAGAGAGAGUCAUCUUCGAUUGAGGCAUUGAACGAUUUACGAUCUGAUCUGCUGGAUUGGGCAAUCGACCGUAUGCUUUCCUUGUCGAAGUCUUUGCUCGAUGGUUUUCAUCCACUUCAUUCCAUUUUUUGUGGAACAAACACGUUGACCUCCUCGGCAGGGCUCCUUCUUGAUUACUACACCAGUACGAACUGCGCGGAUUGGAUUGAGUCUCGCGAGCUGGCAAAUCCGAGCAAAACGAGGGCUCUGGAGGCAUAUGCGAAUAUUUUACUAUAUCUGUCAACUAAAUAUCGAAGUCAACCAAUAAAAGUGAUUCCUAUCUGGAAGCGUUCAGACCUGAAUGCAACAUUGGCAAGAGGUGAUGAGAAAACUUUAACCACAAAUGGCAGCCUUGUUCGCCACUGUCAUUUGUUUGUAACCAAACUUUUCCCGGCCAUACUAGCAGUGGAUCGCAGGGAAGGCGAGGAGAGGAGACGCAUUAGUGUGGAAUUAGAACGACAAGCUAAGCUGAUAUUCAAGAUUUGUUCUGCUUUGAUGAAAAUGAUGGAUAGUCCGAGGUGUUUCAUGACCAUGUUCAAGUUUACUAUGGGAAUGUUAGAAAAGAACGUCAUCGCGAACAACAUCACGUUGCGUGAGUUGCUGAGGUGGCUGUGUAAUCUGACCAUGAAAUGUAUGGAUUCUGAUAAUGAGGUGAAAGAAGCCCUGAACAUUGUAGCGGACAAUUUGGUGCAGGUUUUAAGUGAGGAGGGCGACGAGUGUAAAUACAAAUUCGUCGAGGACGCUUCAAAGGCAACGAUUUGCGACUUUCUGGCGUCCUUGAUUGACCGAUCACUGAUGUUGAACAACGUCAAAACUGUGCCAGAGAUGGUAGAAUGGAAGUCGUUAACUUUGCUUGGCAAGCUGCUGAAGGAAAGGUUACAAGCAAUUAUGGCAAUUGCCGAUGAGCAUGUUGGGAUUUUCAAACCUGAAGAAGCGCGGAGCUCUAGUAAGAAAAGUGUUCGAAAAGACGAAGUGACCUACGUAAAGUAUGUGCGAGCUCGUGAAGCACUUCAGAGUCGAAUUCUACUGAUGUCAGAGGCACUGAAGGAGGACCGGCUUAAUUUUCAAGUCAAGAAGAAUACGAUUGGAAUGCGUGAUUUCCGUAUAAACCUGAAGGCACUAAAAACACGUGUAGUACAGAAUGAAGACGAAAAACCAAGGAGAAAGAAAAUAAAAGCAACACAAACGAUGGGAAGAUCAGACGAACAAGAAAACGAGGAGUCGAUGAAGAACUCUGAUGAGGAAGAUGGGAUAACGGUUGGUGACGGGAAGGAUACCAGUGAGCAAAGUGUAGUCUACUGA
Angiostrongylus costaricensis is the source of this 1722-nucleotide messenger RNA. NCBI's taxonomy places the organism in Eukaryota, Metazoa, Nematoda, Chromadorea, Rhabditida, Metastrongylidae. The record is from the annotation of a GenBank genome assembly.